Messenger RNA from Trypanosoma rangeli, 1215 nucleotides. Its product is annotated as putative eukaryotic initiation factor 4a. Gene Ontology annotation, cellular component: cytoplasmic stress granule. The record is from RefSeq and is a predicted model, not a curated record. NCBI's taxonomy places the organism in Eukaryota, Euglenozoa, Kinetoplastea, Trypanosomatida, Trypanosomatidae. The coding region runs from base 1 to 1215 and encodes 404 amino acids. Gene Ontology annotation, molecular function: RNA helicase activity; translation initiation factor activity; ATP binding. Gene Ontology annotation, biological process: cytoplasmic translational initiation. The transcript has a single exon.
AUGGCCCAGCAAGGCAAGGUCGAGCCACAGGACCAGGACUCCUUCUUGGAUGACCAGCCCGGAAUUCGUCCGAUCCCGUCAUUUGACGACAUGCCGCUGCACCAGAAUCUCCUCCGUGGCAUUUACUCCCAUGGCUUUGAAAAGCCCAGCAGCAUCCAGCAGCGUGCCAUUGUUCCGUUCACGCGUGGCGGCGACAUCAUUGCGCAGGCGCAGUCCGGAACUGGAAAGACGGGCGCGUUCUCCAUUGGUCUCUUACAGCGCCUUGACUUUCGCCACAAUGUUCUUCAGGGGCUUGUGCUUUCCCCUACACGAGAAUUGGCUUUGCAGACGGCGGAGGUUAUCACCCGCAUUGGCGAAUUCCUUGCGGAGGGGAACCAGGCGUUUUGUGCGACGUUUGUUGGUGGAACACGAGUGCAGGACGACUACCGCAAACUCCAGGCCGGCAGCAUUGUGGCCGUUGGAACGCCCGGACGUGUAGUGGAUGUGACAAAGCGUGGUGCGAUGCGCACAGAGUACCUUCGUGUCCUUGUCCUUGACGAGGCUGAUGAGAUGCUUUCUCAGGGCUUUGCUGAACAAAUUUAUGACAUCUUCCGCUAUUUGCCGAAGGAGAUUCAGGUUGCUCUCUUUUCCGCCACGAUGCCGGAUGAUGUGCUGGAGUUGACGAAGAAGUUCAUGCGCGAGCCAACGCGUAUUCUUGUGAAGCGCGAGAGCCUGACCCUUGAGGGCAUCAAACAGUACUUUAUUGCGGUGGAAGAGGAGCACAAGCUUGACACACUCAUGGAUCUCUACGAGACUGUGAGCAUUGCGCAGAGUGUGAUAUUUGCCAAUACCCGUCGUAAGGUGGACUGGCUCGCACAGCAGCUCAACCAGAACAACCACACCGUCAGUUGCAUGCACUCUGAGAUGCCUAAACAGGACCGCGAAAGGGUCAUGAGCACCUUCCGCAACGGGAGCUCCCGCGUGUUAGUGACAACGGACCUCGUGGCCCGCGGUAUUGAUGUGCACCACGUGAAUAUCGUCAUCAACUUUGAUCUGCCGACCAACAAGGAGAACUACCUGCACCGUAUUGGUCGUGGUGGCAGGUACGGUCGCAAGGGCGUGGCGAUCAACUUUGUGACGCAAAAGGACGUGGAGGUACUACGCGAGAUUGAGUCGCACUACCACACGCAGAUUGACGAGUUGCCGGUGGACUUUGCCGCAUACCUUGGCGAGUAA